This is a messenger RNA of Hermetia illucens (black soldier fly), 1138 nucleotides long. RefSeq lists its product as uncharacterized. The transcript is spliced from 3 exons. The record is from RefSeq and is a predicted model, not a curated record. The coding region runs from base 49 to 912 and encodes 287 amino acids. Lineage: Eukaryota; Metazoa; Arthropoda; Insecta; Diptera; Stratiomyidae.
GCAAGAAUGUCUGGUUUGUGUUUGUGUAUCUAAAUUAAGUGAACAAUUAUGGCUGCUAUCUUGAUCUUUCCGUUACUUUUCCAUUUCGGUCUCUCCAAUCCUUUGAAUUGGGCUCAUUAUAAGGAGAGCAAUCAACCAUUCGUGGGGUCGACGGAUUUUCUGGAGGGAGUACGGGAAACUAUUAUUCCGUCGAAUUUGCGGACGCAAAGAGUUUUACUUUGCUCUCUUCCUUCCAUAAACAAAUGCUUGAAUAGCAGCUAUUCGGUUCCGAUUGCUAUAAAUAACGAGUUUUUUGAAAGUGAUCUUAGAAAUACCAUCGGAGUUGAAGCACCCGAAUUAAUCGGAAAAGAAGCACUACUUCUUGGAGUUUUUUAUGAGAUUAGAGAACGUCGACCAAAUAAACCGUCAUUGGUUGUGAAGUUUAAACGUUUGGAUAACAUGUGCACCCCCAGUUGUUUUUACAGUAAAGACUGGAUACCAGUGCUACAACUCCAAACCAGUUCCGCUUCAAAUUCAAUAACACGGCCUAAGAAUAAACAUAGAAGUUUAUAUAAUGUCAACUCAUCUGAGGAUUUUGUCGAUGUAGACGUUGCGAAUAGUUACUCUGGAAAAAGAGAGCAGCCCCUGUACGUAGAGGAGCCCAACUAUUUGAUAGUCGGUAGGGAUGGAGAUAAAACUCGACGCUUGCUUCUCCUUUUAGAACCAGACUAUAAGGACGACCCGUUCAUACCGCCCCGGGGACGAAAGAAUUUGCCCCUUUUGGAGAGUUUACGCCAAGGAAACGAUAUUUUUGUACCGAAUCGCGGAAAAAAAGAUAAGCUCACCGACAUUUUUAAAUAUGACGAAACGUUUUUUCCUAAUAGGGGGAAAAAACAAAGCAACGGACAGAAAUACGCGUGGCAGCGAAUGUAAAAUUAACGUUAGAUGACUGAUACUUGCCUAGUUUGUCAGCACUCUUCCCUAUUUCGUUUUUACGCUAUUGGAAAACAAUAAAAAUACGCAAACAAUCACAAUUAUGCAUCCAGUCUGGUAUUGUGAAAAGCAAAAAUCUAUCUUAAAGUAGAGCAAAUAAAUAGUAGAAUAGAAGCAGUAAUUUGUUGGUAAGGACGCAUGAUACAAAUAAACAUAUGUGUAUGUA